ACACGAAAAGCACAGAGAGAAGCUUCCAUCUUCCCCGAUUCUCCAACCUCUCCUCUGUUCCAGUGUUUAACUCUCUCUCUCUCUCUCUCUCUGUUCAUGCUUCAUAUCACCAACAUGAUGCCAGAUUUGUCAGAUCCAUGUACCCAAGAGUUGAUGAAAGCUCUCCAACCACUUAUCACCACCACUCCUUCCUCUUCUCCUCCUCCUCUCCUCCAUGAUUCCUCCAUCUCCACCACUCCGAUCAGGCUCAACCACCUCACUCAAUCUCAGAUUCAUCAAAUUCAGACCCAAUUCCACUACAACACGCCUCGCCAUAUCGCAUCACCUUCACUGCAACGUCGCCGUUUAAAGGGUAAUCCUCCAAAACCGGCAAAACUCUACCGAGGAGUCAGACAGCGACAUUGGGGCAAAUGGGUCGCCGAGAUCCGAUUGCCCAAGAACCGUACUCGACUCUGGCUCGGCACCUUCCAUACUGCAGAGGAGGCUGCUUUCGCUUACGACAGCGCCGCCCAUAAGCUCAGAGGAGACUUUGCUCGGCUCAAUUUCCCUCACUUACGCCACCAUGGAGCUCAUGUGUUUGGUGAAUUCGGUGCCUACAAGCCUCUUCCCUCGGCUGUGGACGCCAAGCUCCGAGCUAUUUGUGAAAGCUUAGCAGAGACAGAGACUUCCCAGAAACAGAGCAUUAAUAAUAAUGCAGAGAAGCCUCAGAACGAUCAUGAAUCUUGUACUCUUUCCAACUUAGCCUCGUCGUCCGAUGAAUCGGAGAUUACUUACUUGGAUUUCUCCGAUUCUAAAGUGGAUGAAACAGAGGUUGUCGGUUUGGACAGAUAUCCUUCCGUUGAGAUUGAUUGGUCUGCUAUCUGAGACAUGUCGUAUCCGUUUACUUGGACUUCCUGUGCCUUAGAAUUUUAGGUUGAGUAGAUAUGCAUGAAUGUAUGUAUUCUAGUUUAGCAUCUGCAAUGGAAUAUCUCGACAUGUGCAGAGAUCCCGGUGGAGACGAUGUCAGAAUUUCAAUGGGUCACAGCGGUUAUUGACUUGUGGUGGUGAAAAUGAGUUCCACUGCAUGCUGGUGUCUUUUUAUUUUUAUUCUUGGCAUGCCCAUGAGAGCUUCCAGUUUCAUUUUAAUUAGACUUCGCUGUGAGAAGAAUACUUGUACUUCUAUUUUAGUGCCAACAGUUUCAAUAAUAUGGUCUAAUUUUUCAA
Messenger RNA from Prosopis cineraria, 1203 nucleotides. RefSeq names its product ethylene-responsive transcription factor ERF060-like. NCBI's taxonomy places the organism in Eukaryota, Viridiplantae, Streptophyta, Magnoliopsida, Fabales, Fabaceae. Gene Ontology annotation, molecular function: DNA-binding transcription factor activity; DNA binding. The transcript has a single exon. The record is from RefSeq and is a predicted model, not a curated record. Bases 97 to 864 code for a protein of 255 amino acids. Gene Ontology annotation, biological process: regulation of DNA-templated transcription.